Messenger RNA from Styela clava, 1804 nucleotides. RefSeq lists its product as uncharacterized. The record is from RefSeq and is a predicted model, not a curated record. Lineage: Eukaryota; Metazoa; Chordata; Ascidiacea; Stolidobranchia; Styelidae.
AGAGUACGAUCAUUCUCAUGCAUGUUUACAGUACAGUUGAAAUUUUAGAACCUCAUUGUUAGAGUUAUUCAGCGUAGCAAACAAAAAGCGAGGCAUGUUUUUACACGAUACGCUCUCAUUCAUCGUUACUGAUGCGAGGGGUGCGUUUUUUAGUUCCUACUGACACAGACUACUUAUAAAGAUGUAUUAUUUUAAUAAAAGAAAACGCGAACUAUGCCAGCAGUAUAAAAAAAUGUUGCAGGAGUUUUCAGAAACGGGGCUAUUGACUACUGCUCAAUUCGUAACAAUAAAGAAGGUAUUUGAGCUGCCUGGAAGAUGUAGACAAAUUUGUUUUCAGGUUUGGCCAGUUUUACCGGGUUUCAACCAGUUUCAUUUAAAAAACUUAACAAUGGAUCAGCCAAUGAGCUCGUAUAUACAAUCGAUGUGAAUCCAUCAAACAUGUCAGCAUUUACUUUAUAAAUAAUCAGCGAUGAAUAAUCGUAUAUUAAACCAUAUUUUUUCAAUUUUAUUGAACGGUUUUAGAAUAAUAAUACAAAUAAGCAAACGCGGUAUUGACCACCGAGUCAUCGUUGAAAUACGAUUCUAAACAACUUUACUCCUUUAUUUUUAAUUGUAUUAUUACUUUGCAGAAAGUUUAGCUGUACAUAUUUAGGCUUUAACGAGAAAAAACGUCUAAUUCUUACUAGUAUAAUGACGUAAUGUACAAAACUGAAGUAAAUGACAACUACAAUAAUAACAACGAAUGUUUCUGAAGGAUUCAACGGAACAAUGUUAACGCCUGGAAGCACAAAAAUUCAUGACGACAGUUUUAAUAUGCGACCAGGUAUCACAACUCUAAUCAGCUUCGCAGUGGCAAUCGUUCUUGUCAUCGUCUACCUAUAUUAUGAAAACGUUAUAUCGUGUGUAAAGACUGUAUGCUUUCGUAGACAUCCUUCAAAAACUGGUGAUUCAUCUGCAGAAAAUAUUGAAAUGGGCACCAAUGGUGACCAAAGCUCAAGUACAGCGUUUACUGGAAGAAAGCUCACUGAAGAGCCAGGCAUAUUAUGCGAGUGCGGACAAAUACAUUUACUGAAGGAUUGUUUGAAAGAAAGUGAAUUGUCACCAUAUAAAGAUAUUUUUGAUAGGAUAAGAAAUUUAACACCGGAUAAACAGCAAACGACUGAAAGUGAAGGUACCACGCCACUAACGACAUCUUUAUCGCGUGAAUCGGUGUCGAAAACACACAAUGUGCCUCGGCAGACUUUCAGUCGUAUCCAGCAAAGUCCGACCACACCAGUCAUUGUGAUUUGUGAUGAGAAAGGGAACACAAAAAAGUCAUCUCCGAAGAGCCUAACACCCCCUUUGCAAUCAAGGCCAUCACGCGCUGUGGGGAUAUCCACAGUAGUACACGCGCAGACUGGUGCCAGGCCUAAGGAAUAUAAAAUUGAAAACGGGGUGUCGUGAGUUGGUGGACACGAAGAUGUAAGAUUUUAUAUAGAACGUUCCAAAUGCAGUAAAAAUAAGGCUGCACUGUAUUGAAUCCAUGAGAAUACACUGUGCAGAAUCUAGGCGCAAUAGAAUCUCCGCAAGUAUUCAUGUAUGUACGAAUGUAUUUGAGGAGACCUAACAACACUACAACAUACGCAGAUUAAAAGAUUGGUUGGUGCUAACCGCUUGGUCCAUGCAAAUGUCAUUUUGUUCCUUUAUAUCUUGACUGUAAAUCGCGCAGUUUUCUUUACUUUCUUCCUUUCUUUAUUUUAUGUAUCUUACAUUUUAAAAGAACCUUAUGAUUGUUAUAAAAAUAAAAACUGCGUUCAUACAGAAA